Molecule: messenger RNA, 1933 nt
Organism: Dipodomys ordii (Ord's kangaroo rat)
Lineage: Eukaryota; Metazoa; Chordata; Mammalia; Rodentia; Heteromyidae
Gene: Entpd5
Product: ectonucleoside triphosphate diphosphohydrolase 5
Exons: 14
Coding region: 151-1419 (422 amino acids)
Biological process (GO): nucleoside diphosphate catabolic process
Cellular component (GO): membrane
Molecular function (GO): UDP phosphatase activity; GDP phosphatase activity
Source: RefSeq, a predicted model, not a curated record
UUUCAGUUAUUUAGCUUGAUCUACAUGUCCAGCCCAUUUGCUGUAAAAGAAGAACCAGCCGAAGGGAGUGAUUUAAAUAGUGUCCACUACAGGAGAGUGAGCAGCAUUGCUUCUGCAACAAAGCCUUGAGUCAUUGCAUCUUGGGAAGAGAUGGCUGCUUCCUGGGGCACUAUCAUUUUCAUGCUGGUGAUACCCUGUGUUUGCAGUACUGUCUUCUACAGAGACCAGCAGACAUGGUUUGAGGGUGUCUUCCUGUCUUCUAUGUGCCCCCUCAAUGUCAGUGCCAGCACCUUGUAUGGAAUUAUGUUUGAUGCAGGGAGCACUGGAACUCGAAUUCAUGUUUACACAUUCGUGCAGAAAAUGCCAGGACAGCUUCCAAUUCUGGAAGGAGAAAUUUUUGAUUCUGUGAAGCCAGGACUUUCUGCUUUUGUAGAUCAACCUAAGCAGGCUGCUGAGACUGUUCAAGGGCUCUUAGAGGUGGCCAAAGGUUCAAUCCCUCGAAGUCACUGGAAAAGGACGCCAGUGGUCCUGAAGGCCACAGCAGGACUACGCUUACUGCCGGAAAAGAAAGCCCAGGCUCUACUAUUUGAGGUAGAAGAGAUCUUCAAGAAGUCACCCUUCCUGGUCCCAGAUGACAGUGUUAGCAUCUUGGAUGGAUCCUACGAAGGCAUAUUAGCCUGGGUUACUGUGAAUUUCCUAACAGGUCAGCUGCAUGGCCAUGGCCAGGAGACCAUGGGGACCCUGGACUUGGGGGGAGCCUCUACCCAAAUCACAUUCUUGCCCCAUUUGGAGAAAACCCUGGAACACACCCCUCAAGGCUACCUAACUUCCUUUGAGAUGUUUAACAGCACUUUUAAUCUCUAUACACAUAGUUACUUGGGAUUUGGAUUGAAAGCUGCAAGACUAGCAACACUGGGAGCCCUGGAGACACAAGGGAUUGAAGGACAUACCUUUCGAAGUGCCUGUUUACCAAGGUGGUUGGAAGCAGAGUGGAUUUUUGGGGGUAUGAAAUACCAGUAUGGUGGCAACCAAGACGGGGUGAUGGGCUUUGAGCCCUGCUAUGCUGAAGUGCUGAGAGUGGUGCAAGGCAGACUUCAUCAGCCAGAGGAGAUCAAGAGAAAAUCCUUCUAUGCCUUCUCUUACUAUUAUGAUCGAGCUGCUGACACACACAUGAUUGAUUAUGAAAAAGGAGGUGUUUUAAAAGUCAAAGAUUUUGAAAGAAAAGCCAGAGAAGAUUUCAUAAAAAUCACUACUACUAAGAUGUUUGGAUUUAACGUGUUGUUAUAUCUGUCAAGAAUAUGUGAACUCUCUCUCUUUCUUUCUCUCUUACAGCUCACAAAAAAAGUGAACAACAUAGAGACCGGCUGGGCCUUGGGGGCCACCUUUCACCUGUUGCAGUCUCUGGGCAUCUCCCACUGAGGCCAAAUCCCCUCAAGUCUGUAUUCACUCUUUUUUAAGGGGAGGAGAGAAGACACAGUUCAGUUUCCAGGCUAGUGUGAGGAUAGCCUGUACUAAAGCCCAGGAACUGGUUUUAUGAAGUAGGGGCUUUUUAUACAUGGAUUGUGCCCUGGAGCCUAGAGAUUUAGGUUUAAUUUUAUACAUCUAAUGUGAAUUGUUACCUAACCACUUUGGGGUACAUAGCUGGCACUAGAGUCUUGAUUCUUUGUGUGUUACAAAGAAUCUGUGAGCAAAAAAAACCCAAACAAAACAAAAAACAACUUUGGAACUCACUCAGCCUUGGAGAACUCAGGGUCCGGUUCCCUGGGAACCAAAGAAAAAUAUCAUCCAACGCUUAUAGUGCCUCCUUCUUUUGAACAUUUAAAUUGUCCUCUUAGAUGCAAAAUUAGUUCAAUCACAUGACCGAUCAAUACAAGUAUAUAUUUUUCUUCACCCUCCAUGUCUGUAUCCCCUUAAGAGAAAAAAAACUGGUAUU